CAGAGACCUUUUUCUAGAGCCCCUGCUGCAAUCCAACUGAUUUCUCCUUGGUAGUAUUGGUGCCUAUAUUAGUGAUAACUGUGGUGCUACUUACGCCCCCCAUUUUGUUUCGACAUUUCGAUUCGAAUAAUAAAGGUAAUUUUUCAGAAUUUCAGUUGGUGUUUUCAUAGAUACAUGGCAUGUCAUCAAGUGUCACAUUAUCAAAUUCAAUCUCUAUGGAGGACUCUCUUUCACUUAGGGAGUAAUAUACGGGUCCUUCAAUCGCAUGGGAGCAGUUUCCAUUUACGAAAGUUACAUCCCAUUUGUUCAUUAUCCACAUCUCUUGUUAAUAGGGGUUACUGCAGGGCCAUUUCUGCAAAUAAUAUUGAAACAGAACGCAGAGAUGUGCUUUUUCAUAGGUCAGCCACUAUUGAUCCUAGCAGACUCAUGCUCGUUGAUGGAACCUCAAUAAUAUACCGAGCUUAUUACAGACUCCUUGCUAAACUGCACCAUGGUCAUCUUUCACACGCUGAUGGCAAUGGAGAUUGGGUCCUGACUAUAUUUACAGCAUUGUCACUUAUUAUUGACGUUCUGGAAUUUUUUCCUGCACAUAUAGCGGUUGUUUUUGAUCAUGAUGGAUUUCCCUUUGGUCAUACGUCUCUUUCAACCAAACAAAAUUUUGUUGCAAAAGGCCUGAAUUUUCGUCACAAUAUGUACUCCUCUUACAAAAGCAAUCGUCCACCAACACCUGAUACAAUUGUUCAAGGGCUUCAAUUUUUGAAAGCUUCCCUCAAGGCCAUGUCUGUCAAGGUGAUUGAGGUGCCAGGUGUUGAAGCAGAUGAUGUUAUUGGAACCUUGGCUGUUAGGAGUGUGGAUGCUGGAUUCAAGGUGCGAGUUGUUUCCCCAGAUAAAGACUUUUUCCAGAUUCUAUCUCCUUCAUUACGGCUUCUACGAAUAGCUCCUCGUGGAUUUGAGAUGGUUUCAUUUGGAAUGGAGGAUUUUGCUAGAAAAUAUGGAGGAUUGAAACCUUCUCAGUUUGUUGAUUUGACCUCACUUAUGGGUGAUAAAUCUGAUAACAUACCAGGAGUUCAUGGGAUUGGAGAUGUACAUGCAAUUCAACUUAUUACAAAAUUUGGUACGCUAGAGAACUUGUUGGACUGUGUUGAACAAGUUGAGGAGGAGCGAAUUAGGAAGGCAUUGCUAUCCAAUUCGGAGCUGGCUAGACUGAGCAAGGAUCUAGCAAUACUACGAUGUGAUCUUCCAUCCUACAUGGUUCCUUUUGCGCCUGAUGACUUGAUAUUUGAGAAACCAGAGGAUGGCGGGGAGAAAUUUACUAGCCUCUUAACGGCUAUUAGUGCUUAUGCUGAAGGAUUUUCCGCGGAUACCAUAAUUAGAAGAGCUUUGUAUUUGUGGAAGAAACUUGAGAAGCAAAGUACAGAUACCAUUCACCAGAAAGUUCUAUAAGCCGGAUCAGAAACUCCCGAGUCCUGAAAACUAAUGGUGAUGCAAAGAGUUCCCAGUUCUUCUGUCCAUAGUUUUUUUUUUUUUGGAUUGUAGAUUAUAUUGAGAUAUUAAAGAGUAGUUGGCAGUGUAGUUAGUUGUCAUGAUUGCUUAACAAUAAAGCGCAUUUCUGUAAUUGUCUAAAUCAGUUAUGAAGGACACGUGGGAUGUGUAACUAGACCUGUAUAAACUGACUUGGCUGUGCAUUUGCGCAAGUCUUUUUGAAUCAAUACAUUGAGCUAUCUCUUCCUUCCUCAAA
Messenger RNA from Lycium ferocissimum, 1738 nucleotides. RefSeq lists its product as uncharacterized. NCBI's taxonomy places the organism in Eukaryota, Viridiplantae, Streptophyta, Magnoliopsida, Solanales, Solanaceae. The transcript is spliced from 15 exons. Bases 175 to 1443 code for a protein of 422 amino acids. Gene Ontology annotation, molecular function: 5'-flap endonuclease activity; DNA binding. Gene Ontology annotation, biological process: DNA replication, Okazaki fragment processing. The record is from RefSeq and is a predicted model, not a curated record.